AGCCGUGUAGAUGCGAGAUACCAGCCGAGCGCGCGCCACAAAUAACGUUGGAGCCGAAGAUGCAACGAACAACCGUCGUCACAUACUCGUGUUUCUUAGGUGGCCUUUAUUACUGCUUCAACUCAUUGGUAUAUCACCCUUAUACACUAGAAAGGGCCUAUACGAGAUCGGUUUGCCGAAACGACGUGCCAUAUUCAUUACCCGGGCCGUGCUUUUAGCAAAACUAUGCUUGAAUAUUCUGCAUAUCUUCUAUUUGUUGUCGCCCACAAUGCUAGAGUUGCUCUUCGUAAAAAGCAAUACGGAUGGCAUGACGAAUGUGUUGGACAUCGCUCUCUGCAUACUCAGUGAUGCUACAAUAACGUGCAGUUGUGCCGCUAAUACAGAUAAAAUUAUCAACAUCCUCAACAGCUACCUGAAAUUGGACAAACUGCUGAAACAAUUUCCGGAUCCGCUGACGGAGAGGCCUCUCGCAACGAAUAAAUUUAAUCGGUACUUGAUAUGGAUGCUUGGUUUUAACUGCAUUGCAAUCUUCACGUAUGCCAAACAAACCGCGUUUAAGUCGUCAUUAUACUUCUUUGUGCACACACUCAUCUAUCUGCUGCAAAAUGCGAUCUCAUUCAUCUUUGUUGCUUUUAUUUCGGGGCUGUUGUAUCUUCUGGCGGAGCGCCUACGAUUCGUUAACAUGUUGAUAACUCAAUAUAACCGCAGCGGUGUGUCGAACAGGGUUCUGAGUAGAAAUGCGAUCAAUCAAGAUGAAGAGAACUUGCGACGAUUUGCUGAGCAUUCGACUUUGAUCUAUAGUUUGCACUUAGAUUUGCUCAACCUUUACAAAAUGAUCAAUGAGUACGCCGGUUUGGGGCUGCUGGCUUUCGUACUGUACGCCUGUUGCGGUUUGCUCACUUGCAUUUACAUCUUGGCCCUCAACAUUCACAUUCUCACUGAUGAUUUGUUUUACUCGUUGUGGGCUCUGUUGUGGAUACCUUAUUUCCUAACGGGAUUGGUAUUGCUAGCAACGAACUGCGCUAAGGCUACGAGAGAGGCAAAUAACACGUCGCAAAUACUUGCGAGAGUCUACGGAAAGGGCAAGGCAUAUCAAAAUAUUAUUGACAAGUUUCUUACCAAAAGCAUUAGACAGGAUGUGCACUUCACCGCUUACGGCUUCUUUGUUAUCGAUAAUACAACACUGUUCAAGAUUUCCUCAGCUCUGGUCACUUAUCUGGUGAUACUAAUCCAGUUCAAACAGUUGGAAAAAUCCAAGGUUUAGGGAACUGGUCUAAUGGAAUUGCAUCGAAUUUGGCAUAUAAUUUAUGAUUGCUCAACAAUAAAUAGAAAAUAAAGUUAAAUUAGUACUAAGGAAGCUUACUACUAACAGGUCAAUUGAAAAGUAAAUGGUAUGAUACGUCGAUAGCGCUACUAGAACUGAUCCGUAUGAUUUUUAGGUAACCCUAACCUUCAAAAAGCGCGUAUAUUCAUUUGACAGUUUUCGGAUUAUUAGUUUGUUAAUUACAUCAUUUUCAGUGAAUCAAAUUUUAUUUUUCUGAAAAAAAAAAUGGUUAAAAAGUAUAUUUCAGUUGAAAUGAGCACCGAAGACGGACUCCCAAAAGAGGUUAUUGCCGACGAAAAUAUCAAAGAAGUACACAAAACAAUUUAUCAAUCUGAUCUAACGAUAUCUACUGAACUUAUAUCAUAUCAUUCACAAAUAUUUAGGUAUGAGAAAGCCCUGCACAAAGUGGAUACCACGCGAGCGCACUUUUGACCCAGAAAACGACGAGUUGAUGAUUCGGAGCAGUGCAUGGAGAUGUUUAAGCAUAACAAACCCGAGUUUUAGCGUCGAUAUCAGGCAAUGGAUGAAAUUGGCUCCAAAAGUUCACUCCGAAGUCCAUAACUACAGUAAUCUGAGUGGACUGAUACGAAGAACCCAGUACAAAGCGUAGGGAAACGUAACAGUUAUUUGGCGAGGUUAUGGCGACUUUUUUAUUAGGAGUAUACAUCGAAAGACGGAUUGCGGAACUUUAAUCCGCUUAACCUAACCUAGUCCUAUUUCAUAUCUUUCCCACGUGACCACUGGACUAAGUAUUACUUCAUGGGUGUAUGGCGUCUGUGUUUUGGAAUGCGCAUAGAAUAAUUUGUGCCUUGAAGAGAAAGGACCAUCAAGAGCGACUAUUACAUUCAAAUAGAGAGUGUUUUUCACAAAGACAUUGCACUGUGUCCCAAGUCAGUGAAAACACAGAACAUAAAUCGUUAAAUUAUGCUUCGAAUUGCAUCCACCGUAUUCUCCAGAGUUUAUUUCCUGUUCUCAAAUCUCAAAGUAAUGCUCUCUAGGAAGACAUUUUCGUCGAAUGAUGAGGAGAUCGCCGAAGCUGAGGUCUAUUUUAAAGCAAAGGCCAAAUCGUUCUCUCAGAAUGGUAUCAAAAUGCUGGAGGAACUAUGUUGAAUAAUUGAUUAUUUCAUCUUCAUUAUAAAAUCUGUACAAAAUCACGUCUUUAAUAAAGUAUCGGCUUAAAUCGCA
This is a messenger RNA of Bactrocera neohumeralis, 2509 nucleotides long. Its product is annotated as gustatory and pheromone receptor 32a-like. NCBI's taxonomy places the organism in Eukaryota, Metazoa, Arthropoda, Insecta, Diptera, Tephritidae. Gene Ontology annotation, cellular component: dendrite; membrane; axon. The transcript is spliced from 4 exons. Gene Ontology annotation, biological process: sensory perception of taste. The coding region runs from base 11 to 1264 and encodes 417 amino acids. The record is from RefSeq and is a predicted model, not a curated record.